This is a messenger RNA of Mangifera indica (mango), 708 nucleotides long. RefSeq lists its product as uncharacterized. Gene Ontology annotation, biological process: male meiosis II. The transcript has a single exon. The record is from RefSeq and is a predicted model, not a curated record. Bases 1 to 708 code for a protein of 235 amino acids. NCBI's taxonomy places the organism in Eukaryota, Viridiplantae, Streptophyta, Magnoliopsida, Sapindales, Anacardiaceae.
AUGGUUAGGGAUUGCCGGUAUAGGGGUAAGGCUGAUGAGGAGCGAUUGAGCUCGGAUUCACGAAAGAAAGUUACUUUUGACUCUAAUGUCAAAACCUAUGAGCCUGUUUUUUCUGAGGUCACUAGUAAUUUACCUGAGAUCAGUGAAGUUAGAGAGGUCAAGAAGAAAAAGGAGGAGGAGGAUUUUUUAGUGAGAUCAAAGCAAUCUCAGUCUUUUUCUGAAGCUAGUUCCAUCACAUCCAGCUCGGGGUCUUAUCCUUCUAAUUACAGAUAUCAAAACUGCAGAGACAGUGAAGAUGAAGAUGAUGAACUAGAUUUGGGUAGUGAUCUUGAUGAUGAUGAAGAAGGUGAAGAAGAUGACGGCGUGGUGGAUUAUGAUGAUAUCUGUGAGGACGAUGGUUCUGAUUAUGCUGAAUCAAGAAUAGCUGUGGGCAAAGCUGAUGCAAAGGAGGUUGUUGACAGUUCUUUGGUGACAAGUGAUUUGGAUGAGCGAUGCAUGAAGUUGAUUCGGGGUAAUCGAAGAGUAAGAGAUAGAAGUGUACAUGUCAAGUCUGUUUUGAACCCAGUUGAAAAUCUCACUCAAUGGAAAGCAGUUUUAGCGAAGGGGAAACCACAACUGAAGCAACCGAAAGAGAAUUUCGCAGUGGAUCAAGAACCUCGUCCUCCCUUUAGUUUGGAGCCGAGUUUCAAGGAAUUCUCUCAGCUUUAA